This is a messenger RNA of Tilletiaria anomala UBC 951, 2682 nucleotides long. Its product is annotated as P-loop containing nucleoside triphosphate hydrolase protein. The transcript is spliced from 8 exons. The coding region runs from base 1 to 2682 and encodes 893 amino acids. The record is from RefSeq and is a predicted model, not a curated record. Lineage: Eukaryota; Fungi; Basidiomycota; Exobasidiomycetes; Georgefischeriales; Tilletiariaceae. Gene Ontology annotation, molecular function: RNA binding; 5'-3' DNA helicase activity.
AUGUCCUCUCAGAGCGCAGGCGAUGCGGCUCUCGGUCGCGCACCGACGAAAGCAAACCAGCAUGUUUUCAGCCGUGGAGAAUCUUCCUUGCCCUCUGCACCGGGGCGUUACAGCAUCCGGUCGUUCGUGGACCGUCAACUUGUCUUGCUGCAAGCAGAGUGCGAUGCGGAGCACACUUCGCAACAACUGCUGCUUUCCGCAUUUCCGCCUAAGGUGCUCGCGCAAAAUGGCCUUGCACUGCUGCAUCUGAAUGUUCGAGAUGUACAGGAAAGCUGGGGUGCGACACUGGUGGAGCUGGUCAUGUCCCCAGCACACCACACCGAUACAUCCGCCUUCCCGCCACACACUUUCCGGCCGGGGGAUAUAGCCGAGCUGCAAGACGAAAGUCAAAAGCACAACCGUAUCAAACCGAGCAAGCCCCUUUCCGCUGUCAUCUACCGUGUGCACGAGAACAAGAUUGUCGUAGCACUCAAGGUCCCUCCAUCGUCGUACUCUGACAGACGGGCUCAAGAUGGGCAAACAGACGCCUCCAUCUCACAAAACUCCAAGCCGGCCAAACUCAAACAGGGAUCCGCCGCGCCCAAUGGUUCCAACAAUCUAAAUGCCCACACCGCCAUACCUUCUGGACCGCUGCGCCUUGUCAAGCUUGCGAAUGACGCAACCUACGACCGGAUGAAAGCUGCUAUGAUCAGCUUGGCAGAUAUCUGCGGCGUCAAAAAUGGUGAAGACGAUCCGUCUGUGUGUCAAGCUGUUGCCGCAGAGGCAGAAGAGAAGACCCAUAUUGGGCGCGUGCCACGGGGGCCAACACAGCUCAUGCGCGCUCUCCUCGCCAUGGCACCGUUUGAUUCACGAGAAAGAUGUGUUAAGCGAGGGAGAAAACUUCAACAGCCUCUGCCGAUCGAACCACCUUUUCAGAAGCUCAAUUCGUCGCAAAUCGAAGCGAUCCAACAGGCGGAUCUGGUGCUACCAUUUCAUAUCAUCCAUGGACCACCAGGGACAGGUAAGACAACAACUGUCGUGGAGCUUCUCUUGCAGAUUGCCCUCGAAAGCGACCCCGCUCCCAAUCGACCAGCUCGAGUGCUGGUUUGUGGAGCGUCUAAUUUGGCAGUCGACACGAUCGCCGAGCGUCUGCUUGCUUCCUCUGCACCAUGGAGCCCGCGUCUCCAGCAAGAAGGCGUCAAAGUGACGCGAGUCGGCCACCCUGCACGCGUGCUACCGUCGGUUGCGCAGAGCACACUCGACGCCCAGCGCGAGUCAAGUGACCAGGGAGCGCUGCUCAAGGAUGUCCAAGACGAGCUCAAGCGCGCCAUGGAGGAGCUCUUCCCGACCACUGCGACGCUGUCAUCCCGCGCUUCUGCACAGCAGAAGCGCGGCCUGAAAGGCUCGGCGCGCAAGGCUAAAUGGGAACAUGUGCGCGCGCUGCGGCGCGAGCUGCGCAACCGCCAAAGCAAGCUGACCACCGACGUACUCUCCGAGACGCGCAUCGUUCUCUCCACGCUGCAUGGAGCGGGCGACCGCGCACUGGCCAAGAUGCACUUUGAUUAUGUCAUCAUCGACGAGGCGUGCCAGGCGCUCGAGGCGAGCUGCUGGAUUGCCGUGCUCAAAGCGCGCGAAGACGAUUUUGGCGGCGCCAAGUUGAUCCUCGCUGGCGAUCACAAGCAGCUGGGACCAACCAUCAAGUCGAGCAGCGCGGAUAUCGCUGCUGCCUUGGCAAAAGCAAGAGAACACUGGCGGGAGCGACCUGAAGCGAGCGGCCGACCUGGGCAAGAUGAAUCUGCAUCCCCAACUGACGACGAAGAAGAAGAGCAUCCGGAAGCAGAAGUCGACCUUGAGUCUGGAGCUGAGGCAAGCUCGGAAGAACGGACCAACCCGGUCUCAAAUCUGGAUUCAUCGCCGACGGUUGCGAAGAGCACAAAGAAGCACGCAAAGCUCAAACCACCGCGUUCUUUGGAAACCACACUUUUCGAUCGCCUGCUGACAAUCUACGGCCCGCAAUGCAAGUCCCUGCUGUCCUUGCAGUACAGAAUGAACGAGGAGAUCAUGGCCUUUCCCAACAUGGCCAUGUAUGACGGCAAGCUGUCUGCCCAUGCUAGUUGCGCCAAAAUACGCUUGGCGGAUCUCGAAGGGUUUGACGCCCAGACACCCGCUAGCCCUGACCAACAACCAUGGGCGGCGCCGGUCAUGUUUCUAGACACCGCUGGCGCAGAGAUGCAUGAAAAGGCAGGGGAUGACAGCGGGGAGAACGCGUUGCGCAACGUGAUCGCAACCGAGAGCAAGUGGAACGAACACGAAGUUCACCUGGUCGCCAAGCAUGUGGCCACGCUUGCCGAACGUGGUCUUCCACCCUCGCAUAUCGCCGUCAUCGCACCGUACUCGGCGCAAGUCGCCGCGCUGUCCGCGUUACUGCGGCCCAUCUACCCGGAGCUCGAGAUAGGGACGGUUGACAGCAUGCAAGGGCGCGAGAAGGACGCGAUCAUCCUCACGCUGGUGCGCAGUAAUAACGAAAAGCAAGUCGGCUUCCUGCGCGAGAAGCGCCGUCUCAACGUCGCCAUGACGAGGGCCAAGAGGCAUCUUUCUAUCGUUGGCGAUUCUGACACGGUCGGAGGCUCUAGAGAAGCAUAUCUCAAAAAAUGGAUGGAUCACCUGCAAGAACACGCAGCGAUAGAGUAUGCAUUCAUGUAG